Messenger RNA from Magallana angulata, 2166 nucleotides. RefSeq lists its product as uncharacterized. The record is from RefSeq and is a predicted model, not a curated record. Lineage: Eukaryota; Metazoa; Mollusca; Bivalvia; Ostreida; Ostreidae. The transcript is spliced from 7 exons. Bases 978 to 1754 code for a protein of 258 amino acids.
UCUUGGUAUGAAAGAUCCUGUUUAAGAGUUGUCUUUCUUUAUUUUACAUAGUCUCAAAUAUUUUGGGAUCAAUUUUUUAAUUAAUAAAAAUCAAAAAGAAAAAUUAAAAAAGGAACAAGUCUAUGCUAAAUAUAUAGAUAUAAGAUAAGUAGUGCUUGUGAUAAUGUUUGAAGCUGAAAAAUUAUAUUAUUGGUGAAUGCAUCAUAUAUAUUUAACUCUUCAGAACAAAAUAUUAGUAGUUAAUUAUAUUAUAAAUUGCCUUUUACUUUUUUAUAUACAAUAGCAAUUAUAAACAACAACCAUACGCAUAUUAAUACAUACAUUAGAUGUCCAUAGUGAUACACAUGCAUGUAUGGAAAUGAAAAACAUGCUCCUUUUCAGAAUUCUGUCUUUCCCUCAUUUUGGCUUGCAAAUCCGUGCUUCCACUGCUAUUGCUACCUGGCUGUAUCUAUUUUAAUCAAAAUACAUUAGUUUAAUGCCAAAGUUUCAGUGAAAGUCUUUUACUGCAAAUGUUUUUUUUUAAUUUGGGAAGUUAGGAUCAAUUCAAGAGAUCGUACUACGGUACUUUCGUUUUAUGUUCAUCAUACAAAUAUAGUUUAAAUGAAAAUUUGACAUCUGCUUACCUAUAUCGAUAGUCCGCCAUAUAUGUAUGAUCGUCUGUUGCAGAUGACAUGACAAAUUGUAUUGCCAAUAGCAGCAGAGCAGGGAAACGGUAUAUUAUUUAGAUUCCACGUUUUCCGUACAAAACAGCUGAUAAUCAAUGUUAGUUAAAAGCUUUGAACAGGAAGAAAAUUGACUUAUUUUCUAAGCGUUUUGUUGAUUUCAUUUCUAUCUCAUCUCCUUAGUUAGAAGAGUUCAAUUAAACGGUGUAUUUUGUACCACGACAUAAUGUUAUAAAUCCGGAACACAAUGGCGUUUCGAACAGAAGUCAGACAUGUUGUGACGAUGUAGCCUUCCACCUUAAGCUUCUCUGUGCCAUGUCGUCAUGGCUUAAUACUUGUGAAUCACAGAACCCAGUGAACCCAGGUACUUGUUCAAAUGUUUCAAAUGGAGAGCCUUUGGUUUGCUGUCCAAAUUAUCGAAUUGUCGGGACCUCUUGCGAAGAAUGUUGGCCUGGAUUCCGAGGUGUUAAUUGUGCAGAGGAUUGUGCAAAGGGUUUUUACGGAAGACUCUGCAGAGAGAAGUGUUUGUGUGAUCCGUGUGAUAAAGUCAAAGGAUGUCAAAACAUAACGCUUCUCAAUUGGAACUAUACUCAUUUAGAGGAAGAUGAAGGUCCAACGAGAUUUCACUGGUUUUCAAUACAAAUUGUGUCAUUUGGUGGAUUUGUAGUUUUUUGCAUCUUAUGCCUUUCUGUCUUUUGUAUAUUCAGAUUAAGUGCGUCUGCAACAUCUAAUGUUCUGACCGAGAAAGACGUUCAGAAUGACAAGGAUCUUUCCGAGAAACUACCACAUAGCCUUUCGCAAAAGACUAGCAGUGUUGAUGAAGCCGUAUCAAAUAAUACAGAUUCAGAUGCUCAUUGCAAUGACGUUUGUCAAAGGAAAGAUUGUUUUCCCAUAAAAGAAACCGAUAAACCCAAAGCUUUGCAAUACUAUCAUAUUGAUCUGAUCGAUGAACCUCACAAUAUUCUUAAACUUUCAUUUAAAAAUGAUCUUAAAAAAAUGAAAAGUGAGACACAACCUUUCCCAAAACUGAGCCAUGCUCAACAUAAUACUUUUGAAAGAAAACGAUGUCGGGAAGCUGUGGGUUUGUUAUAACGGAAUCAAUCUUAAUGUUGUAUAAUAAAAUUGUUAUGUUUGAUUCAAAUACUUCAGAAUAAUUUAAUUAAUAUAAAAAGAGCUAAUCAAAACCUACCGCAAAUAUGUCCCUCCAACUUAUUGGUAAAAACCAACAACAUGAUUCGAACAAAACUAUGUUAACAUAUUUAAUAUCAAUAUUUUUCAAGCAUAUGAACUGGAACCUAAGAAUUUAUUGAUUUGAUAACUUCUUUAGAAUACACUUGCAUGAAUGGUCUUUUUAUAACGUGCAUGAACAUUGAUAUAUUGAAUAUAUAUUUUCAAAAAGAUACGCGAAACUGUGGACGUUGCCCUUUCUGUGCAUUCGUUUACAUCUCUAUUAAUUUCCACCAUUCACCAUUUAAAAAGAUCACUCAAACUAAAUGUGCCUGUA